Messenger RNA from Physcomitrium patens, 3146 nucleotides. RefSeq names its product protein NUCLEOLAR FACTOR 1. Lineage: Eukaryota; Viridiplantae; Streptophyta; Bryopsida; Funariales; Funariaceae. Gene Ontology annotation, molecular function: U3 snoRNA binding; rRNA binding. Gene Ontology annotation, biological process: maturation of SSU-rRNA from tricistronic rRNA transcript (SSU-rRNA, 5.8S rRNA, LSU-rRNA). Gene Ontology annotation, cellular component: small-subunit processome; nucleolus. The record is from RefSeq and is a predicted model, not a curated record.
UCAGAGAGUAGAAUACAUUUGGCCAAGCCUCGCUCAACCUAAAACCCUAAACCCUAAUUCAGGCCUAAGCUAAACCCCGACGUUGCAGAGCUCCUGGAGCUGCUGGGAGGGUCUGAAUGUUGCCGGCAGUCUCGAGAACUGUCUGCUUGUGCAUUGCAUAGAUUCCAGGCGAAGGAUAGAGAUGAAGAGAAAGCAUGGCUCUUCUGGUGGCGAAGGUAGAGGAGGUGGUGGUAGGCGAGGAGGAGGAAGAGGUGGUAGGCGAGGAGGAGGAGGUGGUGGAGGAGGAGGCCGGGGAGGACGCAGGGGAGGAAGCGGAGGGGGAAGAGGUGGAAGACGAGGCGGAGGUCGGGGUGGUGGAGGAGGGGAUCGUAGCAAGAGAGGCCGAAAUCACAUAGAUUACGAACCUCAACCAGAAGUGAAGCCGGCUCAGGCUACUGAGAACAAUGUUGCUAGUGAAGAGGAAGAGGAUGAGGAUGGGGAGAACGGGGAACCUACCAGUGCCUACACAACUCUACUUCAAACUUUACAAGCCACUAAUGAGUCUUUCGCCAAAGCCUACGCUCCACGACGAAAGGAAGAGCAAGGCGCUAGUGAAAGCAGUGAAGAUGACGAAGAUUACGAGGAGCUUGGCAGUGAACUAGAGGGUGAGGAUGGAUCUGAAUUGGGGGAUGAGCUUGAUGGAGGGAUUCCUGAGGAAGAUGGCCAAGAGUCUGUCGGAGUGGAAGAUGACGAUGAGGAGAAUGGAGAUGCAGAAGCAGAUUCCUCUUCAGAGAGCGAAUGGGAAGAGGUGGCUGAUGGUGAAGAAGUUGAGAUGGGAGAGGCAGAAGAAGAGGAUGGUGAUCAAGAUUCAGAUUCAGAAAGACUGUCUAGUGGGGCAGGUGCAGGCACAAGUGAAGAUCCUUUCAAAAAGCAUAUGGAACUGGAUAUUGCUGAUACGAAGAUUGCCGAAUUGGUGGAUGGGAAGGUUAAAUUUAAGACUGAGAUGAAAGUAGCAGGCCUUCCGAAGGGAACAUGGUUGACCAAUACGUCCACUUUUCCAAAGGUAGAAAAGGAAUUGAAAAACUGUGCAUUAAAAGAGCGGCUUCUUAAACAUUGGCAAGGGCAAAUCAAGCAUAAACAGUUUGGUGACUUUCGUACAGAAGGACAAGCUCAGUUCUUUUCUUUCUGCAACAAUUAUGAAGACAUUAUGCUCACAUUGAGAUGUGGAAUUCAGGGUACCGUGGCCUCCAACGAGGAGCACGAAACCUACGUUGAUGCAUAUGUGCUGCAUGUUCUGAAUCACGUCCUAAAGACAAGGGACCUUGUUACUAAAAACAACGAAAAGUUACAGCGUCAACAAACGGCUUUAAACGAGAAUGGAAAAAGGGGCGCUGAUUUCAUAGACCCUCCUCGUGAUCAGGGCUUUACUCGUCCAAAGGUGCUGAUGUUGUUGCCAAUGCGAAGCACUGCAUUGAAACUUGUGAAGAAGUUGAUUGAAUUGGCUCCUAAGGCUCAAACGGUUGAUAUCGAACAUAAAGCUCGGUUCUUUGAUGACUUCGGAGCAGAGGACGAUGAAGAAGAUCAAGUGUUGAUAGAAGAAGGACAAGAAGGUAGUAAUGAAUAUACGGGUGGGAAACCAGCGGAUUUUAAGGCCCUUUUCAGCGGCAACAAUGAUGACCACUUCCGUAUCGGUAUCAAAUUUACAAGAAAGAGCAUCAAGCUUUACAGUGAUUUCUAUUCAUCUGACAUCAUUGUCGCCUCACCCCUUGGUCUUAUCACACAAAUCGGCGAAGCAGAAAGUUCCAAGAAAGACAAUAGUAAGGAUGUUGAUUUCCUUUCUUCAAUUGAGAUUGUUGUGAUGGAUUACACGGAUGUUAUUCUGAUGCAGAACUGGAUGCAUGUCUUGACUUUGUUUGAUCAUCUGAAUCGGAUACCCCAAUCGCAGCACGGUACCGAUUUCAUGCGCAUCAGAGAAUGGUGCUUGAAUGGACAUUCUCGACAUUAUCGACAGACCAUGAUUCUAUCAGCAUUCCCUGAUGCAAAGAUCAAUGCGCUAUUCCAUCGUAGUUGUGUUAAUCAUGCUGGAAAGGUUAAGUUGCGUAUGGAGUACCCAGGAAUACUUUCAAAAGUAAUGUUGAAAAUUCGCCAGGUCUACGAAAGGAUUGAUUGCAAGGCCAUUUCAGAAGUCGAUGAUGCUCGUUUUGAAUAUUUCACCAAGCAGGUGUUUCCAAGAAUCAAAGGUUCUCAUCAGGGUGGAAUACUACUGUUUGCUAGUUCCUUCGAUUUCGUGCGGCUUCGAAACUUCUUAAAGUCUCAAGAAUGCUCAUUCUGCUUGCUGAACGAGUACACAAAGCAAAGUGAUAUUUCUCGAAGCCGUUCAUGGUUUUUUCAUCGGAAGAGGGAUAUUAUGCUUUAUACGGAGCGUGCUCAUUUCUAUCAUCGUUACAAGAUAAGGGGCAUUCGAGAGCUUAUUUUCUACUCGCUUCCGGAUCAUGCACAAUUUUAUUGUGAGAUAUCCAACCUUUUGGAGGGAUUCUCAUCGUGUACCGUAUUAUUCUCCAAACUUGAUAAGAUCCAACUAGAGCGCAUUGUAGGCUCUACAUACGCUGAGCGGAUGCUUAAAUCUAAACAGAGUAUAUUCACUUUCAUGUGAAUGAAGAACGUUGUGCAGAACAAGUUCAUCGAGAAUCCAAGUGGCUUUAGAAAGUGAAAUGUCCUUUGCAGAUGUCACCUUUAUAAUUUCCCCCUAAAUUAGUCAUUCUAACAUAAAUCAUUGAGAAACAUUCUUCUGAACAAUGUUGAAACUCCAGCCAUUCUCAGUUCUAGUUUGUGAUACUGAGUUGUGGCAUACUCAGGUUAGAUAGUUAUCCAGUUCUUUAAUGAAGCGGAAGGAUGGCAAAGCUGUGGGUUGUGACAGACAGUGCAGUGAUUUAGUCACGAAGUAAAUGUAACUCUAACUGCAUGUCUAGUAGACUUCACUCUCAAUGCUGUUUCUCUUGUGUAUUGUCUUCCCAUAGCUAGUAGUUUAAUUCGUGCGAAUGGGUGACAAGCGGAAUAGGGAGGGGGAUUGUGUGUUGAGUAUAUUGGGAAUGCAAAAAGGUGAGCGUGUAUGCGUCACUUGACCACCCCUUGUGUGGAUUUCUUAAUUUACACCUUUGUUGCCCCUU